Saprolegnia diclina VS20 is the source of this 966-nucleotide messenger RNA. RefSeq names its product arsenite-transporting ATPase. Gene Ontology annotation, biological process: post-translational protein targeting to endoplasmic reticulum membrane. The coding region runs from base 1 to 966 and encodes 321 amino acids. Gene Ontology annotation, molecular function: ATP hydrolysis activity; ATP binding. NCBI's taxonomy places the organism in Eukaryota, Oomycota, Saprolegniomycetes, Saprolegniales, Saprolegniaceae. Gene Ontology annotation, cellular component: GET complex. The record is from RefSeq and is a predicted model, not a curated record. The transcript is spliced from 7 exons.
AUGGCUGACGUCCCGGAAGGCACGCUGCAGAACCUCGUGGACCAGACGUCGCUCAAGUGGAUCUUCGUCGGCGGCAAAGGCGGCGUUGGCAAAACGACGACGUCGUGCUGCCUCGGCGUGACCCUCGCCAGCCACCGCGAGAAGGUCCUCAUCGUCUCGACGGACCCGGCGCACAAUCUCAGCGAUGCCUUUGGCCAGCGCUUUACGCGUGAGCCGACCGCUGUCAAUGGCUUCGACAACCUCUUUGUCAUGGAGAUCGACCCGAACAUUGAGAUGGACGAAAGCGUCGACGGCGUCUCGGACGCAUCGGGCAUGCAGUCGUUCAUGAAGGACUUGACCAACUCGAUUCCUGGCAUCGACGAAGCCAUGAGCUUUGCCGAGCUUAUGAAGCAAGUGCAGAACAUGGAUUACUCGGUCAUUGUUUUCGACACGGCGCCGACGGGCCACACGCUCCGCCUCCUCAGCUUCCCAACCGCGCUCGACAAGGCCUUUGGCAAGCUCAUGGCGCUCAAGAACCAAUUUUCGGGCAUGUUUGGCCAGAUGUCGGCGCUCUUUGGCGGCGCCUUGCCGUCCGAGGAAAUGCUCGUCGGCAAGCUCGAGCAGACGCGCGAAGUCAUCCAAAAGGUCAACGAGCAGUUCAAGGACGCCGAUCGCACGACCUUUGUGUGCGUCUGCAUCCCCGAGUUUCUCUCGCUCUACGAAACCGAGCGCUUGGUGCAGGAGCUCACCAAGUACGACAUUGACGUCCAUAACGUCGUCGUCAACCAGGUCUUGUACCCGGAAGAAGACUCGACGUGCAACAACUGCUGCGCGCGCCAAAAGAUGCAGCAAAAGUACCUCGACCAGAUCUACGACUUGUACGAGGACUUUCACGUGCUCGAGAUGCCGCUUCUCAACGAAGAAGUCCGCGGUGUGCCCGCGCUCAAGUCGUUUGCGAAGAACAUGAUCACGCCCUACAACCCGUAG